Planococcus citri (citrus mealybug) is the source of this 2798-nucleotide messenger RNA. Its product is annotated as cytokine receptor-like. The transcript is spliced from 4 exons. Gene Ontology annotation, molecular function: cytokine receptor activity; cytokine binding. The record is from RefSeq and is a predicted model, not a curated record. Gene Ontology annotation, biological process: cytokine-mediated signaling pathway. Bases 338 to 2467 code for a protein of 709 amino acids. Gene Ontology annotation, cellular component: external side of plasma membrane; signaling receptor complex. Lineage: Eukaryota; Metazoa; Arthropoda; Insecta; Hemiptera; Pseudococcidae.
UUUUGUUCUCUUGAAUAGCACUGUUAUAUGUACUUAUUAAAAUAUUGGUUGAUAGUUUGGUACACGGUUCAUCGGUUGUUUCUAUUCUUUUAAACAGUACCUUCACUUACUUACUGAUCUUCUUGCUCUACUGGAUCAUUUUUCAAUCUCAGUAAUUAAACAUGAAAAUGGUCAAAUUCGCAAAACUGUUUUGAAUCAAGAGUGCUGGAGAAUGGAAAAUUACAUUACGAAAUGUGCAUCAAGUAUAGAUAAAACCUACAUCAGUUGACUGUGAUAUGCAAUCAAGAGUUCAUAAGUAAAUUGCUUAAAGAAACAAAUUGUUGAUUUGAAAGCUGUCAUGAGGCACUGGUCAAUUGCCAUAUUUUGGUACUUUUUCAUGAAGCUUAACUUGGCUAUUGGAUUGACACACUAUGAUUCGGAUUCAAAUCAAAAAUGUUUCGCAAGUGGAGGAAUGAUCUCUCCAGCAUGGAGAGCUCCAAUUCCAGACGUAGAUAUUAUUUUAGAAGUUGGAACGUCUCUGGAGAUCUACUGCACGUUGGAUUUGAAUUACAAACAUUGCGAGAAUUACACCUCUCAAGAUAUAAUAUUUAAAAAAGGAGAUCGUAAAAUCGACAGCGAACACGUAACGUUAGUAAAUUCCACAACGGCCAGAUUAUUUUUGGAAACUUCAACUAUUAGUGUCCAAACCGAGAUUUUUGCUUGCUUGUUGACAUUGCAAGGCGGCGGUAAUACUAAUGCAACAUCUGAAGUAUUCAACCACUCUGACAGUGGCGCAGAAAAGCCAUUGAUCAAUGAUCCUAAAUCACCAGCAGCGGAAGACUUGAUCUGUUCAAGUUCUGUACGGAUUGGGAGUAGACCGAAAAAAGUGGUCAAUUUCAAGUGUCUCAGUCACAACUGGGACGUGUUGGAUUGUUGGUGGCACGAGCCUAAUAAUGGAAUUGAGACGCGUUACUCGAUUUAUUAUUCCAUUCCUGAAGAAGCUGGUAAAAAUCAAUUCUACGGCUGCCCAACUGAUCAAAGUGAACCUGGUCACUGUCGAUGGACUAAAGAAACGUCUCCUCCUUAUAAGGAAAAUUUCGAGUUCAUGAAUUUCUACAUCAAUGGCAGUAAUAUGUUAGGUAACAUUACUCAAAUGUCUAGAUGGAAUCAUUACGCUCAUGUCAUUCCUGCACGACCACGUAACUUGAUUCCGUUGAGAAUAACCUCUCAUAGUGUUUGCCUGCAAUGGGAUGAUGUCAGUUCGUGGAAUGCGUCCCUGAUGAAUUUGCUUUACUUAGUGAAAUAUAAGCGACUUUCGUCGAAAAGUUGGAACAUAAUCCACUUCCACUCAGCAGACAUUGAAAAAGAAAAUGAUCACGUACAAGUCAACAUAACUGGCAUAAAGUAUCCGAAUAUGGAAUACAAAUUUCAGGUAUACGUGAAAUUCAACGUCUCAAAAAAAAAUUCUUGGUCUAAGGCAGCUUCUGUGCUGGUGAAAACCAGUGCAUGUGCGCCCUAUCGAUCUCCAAAAACUGACCCAGGUGGUUUUGAAGUAUUCGCUGAAUAUUCGAAUCGUCGAAACGCGAUUGUCUAUUGGAAGCAAAUUCCUAAUGAAGAACAUAAUGGCGACAAUUUUCAGUACAGGAUAAUUGUUUUUGAAAACGAUGAAAAAUUCAACAUUAAACCUACUUCAAUGAACAAUUUUUCCGCCACAUUCUCGAAUCUCUCUUUCAACGCUUAUAAGUUUUAUAUUAGAUCAGUGAAUGCGAUUGGUUCAGCUCCUCGAUCUUCUAUCGUGUAUGUGCCUAAACAGAAUGAUAUCUUGCCUCAACCUAUGCCUGGUUAUAAGCGUUUUGAUGGAACCGAUGUGUACGAAAUUACAGUACUAUCAGGUUUGCUAGAGUUCAAAUACACGUUUCGCCAAAUCGAAGUCACCAAUUUUACAUUAUUCUGGUGUGAAAGUAACCAUGGUGAUCCAUAUCCAUGCAGCAAUGUUUUCAACUGGAUUAAUCUGCCAGUGAAUAAUAUCAUCUCCCAUAACUUCGCGUUUAUGCACAACGUAACCCUAAAUCAGCACAUGGGUUAUCAGUUUGCAGUCAGUACUAAUUCGUUGAACUCUAGUAGCGGCAUGAGUUGGAUUAUAUAUACAGGUAUUUACAACCAGGUAAAUAAAAUUCAAAAUGUUUGGAUUCAGGAAGUCGGCUCGUCCUUCGUAGACAUACAUUGGAAAUUAGAAUUCGCUAAUCGGGUCCAAGGGUUCAAAGGCUACAAAAUAUCGUACUGUCCAGUCAAUGAAAAUCACCAGCACGAUUGUGUCGAAUCUACUGAAAAACAUCUAAAAUACCAUGCAGGUAAAAACGUUUGUGAUUUUAAUUUUACAAACUUGAUGCCAAAUACCACUUACAAAAUGGCAGUGGCAGUUUGGACUGGUGAAUUAUUAGGACCUUGGAGUGAAUGGAUGUACCCUCGUACCAAAAACGCACCAUAAAGCAUCCAAGAUCACUGAUGGAAAUAUGAUUUUUCAAUUCCCUACUUCUCCAGUACCACCACAAAACUUCUUAUGUGUAUUUUGGGUUUUGGAGAUGCCUUUUGGAAAUUUGAAGCUUAUUGUUGGUGUUUUUUAAAAGCAGGAAGGAGGGAUGGAAACUGAAUAUUCGUGAGUUUUUUUUAAAUUUACAAUUUAAUGUCAUGGCAUCUACAUUGUAGCAGGCGUUCUCCGUGUGAUCUCAUUUGUUCAGAUAAUUUACUGUCAAAUUUAUUAUGUAAUAAUACAAUACUGUUUUGUACUCUUCUUACUAUUAAAGUCUUCUUAAAAUGUA